Molecule: messenger RNA, 6247 nt
Organism: Perca fluviatilis (European perch)
Lineage: Eukaryota; Metazoa; Chordata; Actinopteri; Perciformes; Percidae
Product: collagen alpha-1(XXV) chain
Exons: 38
Coding region: 355-2418 (687 amino acids)
Source: RefSeq, a predicted model, not a curated record
CUGUCUCCACUACACGCGCGCUGCCUUCGAUUCCCCCAGCCUCUCUUUCGACUUUAUUGUGCAUAAUAGCAAUUCCCUCUGAAGCAGGCUACUGUGCGCAGGGCUCAGUGCAACAAGUUUUCAGGAGCCGUCAGUACAGGUAGACUUGAUUUUGGCUGGAGCGGAGUGGCGCUCCACUCAUCCUUCUGUCGCUGUCACCACAAGUCACUGUACGUAAACGCCGCGUCGCAGGCACACACACACACUCACACAAACACGCACACACACUGCACAGAGCAGAACAGUGUGCCAUAAAUUCGUGACUCCGCGCCAGAUGCAGUUCGCUCCCAACAAGCGCGUGUAGGUGUAGUUAAUAUGGAGAUCGCGGAGGCAAGAGGAGCAUCUAAGUGCGUGGAAAAAAUGGAGAAAGAAGUGGCGCCUCAGAAGCGACAACAUUGCGGCACAACAGUGCUGAACAUUAUCUCGUCUUUGUGCUCAGUGGCGUCCAUCGCCUUUUGCAUUCUUCUGAGCAUUAACACAGCUGAUUUGAAGAACCGGGUUGUGGAUUUGGAGAGUGGGAAUGACGAGCACACCUUGAUCCGUGCCCCUGGCUACUCCAUGGGUCAUUUUAAUUCAUUGAUUGAACAAAGAGUGGAUGAGCUCCUCUCACAGCGCUCCUAUGAACAUUUUGUCAAGAUUCGGACUGCCAGACAAGCAGGACCUGAAUGCACCUGCCCUCCAGGACCUCCAGGAAAGCGAGGAAGAAGAGGCCGCAUUGGAGAACCUGGACUUCAUGGCCCUCCAGGUCCUAAGGGUGAAAAGGGGGAUCAAGGCGACCAGGGACCACGGAUGGUCUUCCCUAAGAUCAAUCAUGGCUUUCUUUCUGCUGACCAGCAGCUCAUAAAGCGGCGGCUCAUUAAGGGAGAUCAAGGGCAAGCUGGACCGCCUGGGCCUCCGGGGCCACCAGGGCCUCCUGGGCCAAGGGGGCCUCCAGGGGACACAGGGAAAGAUGGGCCCAGAGGUGUACCUGGUCUAGCAGGGGAUCCAGGGCAGCCUGGAGAACCAGGAAUCAUGGGACCUGAGGGGCCACAAGGGCACAAGGGUUCACUCGGGCCUUCUGGCAUCCCAGGUGUUGAUGGACUGAAGGGGGAUGUUGGCAUCCCAGGAUUGGACGGUGUCCCCGGAGCCAAGGGUGAAACAGGAGAGCGAGGUGAAAAGGGCGAUAUGGGUGAAGACGGACCGAAAGGUGAUAUGGGAGAGAAGGGAGAUGCAGGCUCCACUGCAGCAGGCAUCAAGGGUGAACCUGGAGAGCCUGGACGAAGUGGAUUAAAGGGAGAGCCAGGACUUCCAGGGCUGCCUGGACUUCCAGGGAUAAAGGGUGAGCCUGGAUUCUUCGGUCCCCAGGGAGAGCCAGGGCUUCCAGGACUCCCAGGAACUAAGGGUGAGAGAGGCGACCACGGGCCACAAGGAAAAGGUGAAAGAGGAGAACUUGGACCCGUUGGCCCAAAGGGUUCACAAGGAGAGGCUGGUACGCCUGGUCUUAAAGGGUCAAAGGGGGAGACUGGAGACAAAGGGGAGCAGGGAUCUUUUGGCCCGAAGGGCCCCCCUGGGCAGAAAGGAGACCAAGGAGCAACUGAAAUCAUCGACUACAAUGGAAAUAUUCAGGAGGCUUUACAGAAGAUAACCACUAUUACAGUAACGGGUCCUCCUGGACCUAUUGGGCCGAUGGGACCCGAGGGUAUGAAGGGGGAUCGUGGUAUGCCCGGUCUCCCUGGACUCGAUGGUGAAAGAGGCUACAAAGGUUCCAAAGGUGACAUGGGAAUGCCCGGAGCCUCAGGGGAGAAAGGAGCAACUGGUUUACCAGGCCUACCAGGUGUCAAUGGGGUAAAAGGGGAUAAGGGAGAUACAGGUCUACCUGGUCCUCAAGGGUCUUCAAUCGUCGGCACUCCAGGGCCACCAGGGCCCCAUGGACUCCCAGGACCCAUGGGCCCCCAUGGUUUCCCUGGACCAAAGGGGGAACCUGGUUUGCAUGGUGUGAAGGGUAUCCGAGGGGAACCAGGACACAAAGGGGACCGUGGACCACUGGGUCUCCCCGGAGCCUCCGGCUUGGACGGCAAGCCCGGAAUUAGGGGCACGGAUGGGCCUACGGGUCCAGCUGGUCCAGCUGGGCCGAAGGGUGACAUAGGUGAGAGAGGAGCACCCGGUGAGCCAGGACCAAGGGGACCUUAUGGACUGCCUGGAUCUGCUGGAACUCCAGGCUUGGAUGGGUUGCCAGGCUUAAGGGGAGAGAAAGGCGACGUUGGGGAAAGAGGAGAAAAGGGUUUCCGGGGAUUUAAGGGUGAAAAGGGGGAACCAGGGCAGCCAGGUCUGGACGGGCUGGAUGCCCCAUGCCAAUUGGGCCCAGAUGGAUUACCAAUGCCUGGAUGCUGGCAGAAGUGAUCACUCUAACCUGAAACGCAUGGAGUUUGUAAAUAAUGCUUCUUUUAUGGUAUUUAUAGUUUUUUUAAUGGAAAAAAAAAAAUGUCUAAAAGAAAAGAAGUCUAUGUGUACAAUGAUACAAAAAAGACAUAACCGUCCCUAAGCUGCUUCUACUCACAUCACCGUGUGGAAAAACAACCGUGUGCGUCCGCUCUCUCACAUACACAUCGUGGUGGAGCUCAGAUCGUUGGCUGGCGGCAGAACUUGUCUCUGUAGUCUUUGCAUGGCUCAGACUGACUGGAGCGUCGCAACCCGGCCAGAUUCACGGGGGGGGGUGAAAGGAGACGUUGGAAGGAAGAGGAGGAAGUGGAGGAAAGGGAUCUGGACUGGCUCUCUAACACCAAACGCUAGGUGUUUUGUGUUGUUUGGUCUCAACAAGCUCAUCGCCCAUUCAUGCAGCAUUUUCAAAAGACAAAAAAAAAACUGUGGCAAACAGAACAUUGCACCCCUGACCCUGCAAAAGCAUGAGUAGUAUACUGAAACUAUAUUUAUAUGUAUUGUAUAUACAUCAUACGUCACUGUUUUGUGGUUGCAUCAUGGCUUCUGCAGAAAAGAAAAACAACACUAACCUAAAAACAACAACAACAACAACCCCAGAGCUCUGAAUAAGUAAUUUCUGCUUUCCUUUAAUCUUCCCAAGGGAGUCACGCCAUGGCUGGUAGCCUGAAAAUCCCCAGAAAGUAAAGCUGUUUAUUAUUGUUGCUUUAUUGUGGUGAUGCCUGCAGAGGGUAUGAUAUCAGCAGGUUUUUCACUGUUGCACUCAUGUGGCUCAGCGUCAUCGUCAGUGUGGCGUCUCCCACACACACCCACACGUCGCCCGGCGAGAGGGGAGAACUUAGCAGGCUCACUGCACCGUUAGGAAAACAAAUCAGGCUCACGUGGAUUUGAGAUUGGACAGGCCUGCUCGGGACGCCCUCUGAGCACAGGAAUGGAUUCUGCAGGAGGGUUGCUAAGAGUCUCAUUGAUCUCCAUCGAGAUCAGCUGGAGCAUCUGCUUCUCCUAACAGGCAACGCUUCAAGAUCUACUGAGAGCAUGAACAGAAUGCGAUCAUGUUUUUUUUUUUUUUUGCUCUCAUUCUUUAAAAUAGUUAGUAUUUUGUGUAUAAUAGCCUUUGGUGCCUCAAGCUUUUAUUCAUUCCUUUAUCUGACAUGUACAACUUUAUAUCAUAUUUUGAAUUAUUGGAAUGGUGUUUAUUUCAGGAGGUUAAGCUUUGUUUGGUCAAGUUGUGGGAGUAUUGAAAAGACACACAUUGCGCACUGUUUUUCAUACAAUUUUUUUUCUUUUUCUUUACAAGCUGUUGAAAUAGCAUGUAGGUUACAGCUUCACCUGAGCACACGGUAAGAUUACGUUCAUUCAUGACCGCCGAUCUUACUCAUGGUUUUGAAGAAGCUCAUUGUUUGUGCAAAAAAACAUUGUGCUACUUGUUCAUUCUGGACUUGAUGUUAGUUGUACAGUGUUUUUAAUUCACUGCAUGAACACAAUUUAUUACUUAUGGAUUUCUUCAAUAUUGAAAAUAAGCAUGGAUCCCUCAGAAGCGUUGUUUCCUGGUUGGAGUUCAUUCAGCUCUAAAUAAGAUUAAGCCGAACAUACAGUAGCUAGUAUUUCAGAUCAGAACAAUCUCAGUUGCAUUACAUUACACUGCUCUUUUACACCUCAUGUAUUGUCUUAAACAUUUGGAAAGCAUGUAUUACAGUGCAAGAAAAGCUAAUUUCAACAGACAGUUAAUUGGUCAACUUCCAGUAUACACCACAGUUUAACUGAUGGCCAGUUAUGUCACAUUCCAUAUCAGAUGGAGCAAUAGGUUUAUUUCCCACCGUAUAGUUUAUACAUCUCUUCAUAUCUCUUAUAUUCAAAUUGCCUUCUGACAUAGUAGGUGCUAUGCAAGGUGAUGCUCACAGUACAUCUUUUCUUCAACAUUAGAAAUAUGCAUGAAUGAUUUACUGUAGGGGCAGAUGUGAAACACCAACAUUUUGUUGUGAUGUAACAGCAACCACAGGUGGAUUCAAGAAGAUGUAUUGCCAUAUGGUUUCCGUUUGAUUGUACAGUCCAUCUCAUCGUUAUAAAGAAUGGGUGCACAUCUGUAUAGAUUAUAAUGGUGCUAUCUGAUAGUAGGUCAGCAACAGCUCAGUUGAUGCGCUCUACCAGUGGCAAGAACUACACAACAGGUUUCUUUAUUGUUGUUGGGGUUUUAUGUAUGUAACAACUUUUAAGUUUUUUUGUGCAUAUAUUUGUGUAUUUGUCUCUAUAUUUUAAGGGGUACAUUAUUUAUUUUUCCAUGAUUUCUUAAAUGAAGGCAUUUUGGUUCUAAACAGCAUUCCUUUCAGUUGUUUUGGCUUUUGAUGUCAGUUUCCGCUGUGUCUCUCUUGAUAUUAUGAAGGAUUUUUGGAUCAUCUGAAGGCAUCACAGUUAUGCAAAUGGGACAGUGUGAAGGAGGGUGGUCAUUUACAAAAAAAGCCAGACCAGUGUGUAUUCACUGUGCAUUUAAUUCAGAUGAUAUGCCUUACAAUGGGUUGUCUGCUUUUAUUUAAUUUUGUGUGUCAAAAAGCUAACUAUGACAACAAAGUACUGAUGGCCUGAAUGUUGACAGGGCCAGCCAAUGCAACGGCGUAAAGUUAAACAUCACAGCUUUUUCUCACUUUUCCUCUUCUGUGUGUCUCUCUCUCUCUCUCUCUCUCUCUCUCUCUCUCUCUCUCUCUCUCUCUUUGCAUUGAAUGUAGUUUGAUAUAUGUAUAGUGGAUUAUUAAUGUGCUGUUAAAAUGUGUGCUAAUUCGACAAGAAGUGCAAUUUAUACUUUGGUUAAUGUGUGUAGCAUCAAAUGCAGCUGACAUAUCACAUCAUUGUGAUCUCUAUAGCUCCAUUUGCUCAGUCACGCUACCCUGUAUACCACUACCUGGAAAGAAAAUGUUUAUUUACCAGAAGACAAAGAAACAAACAUGGACCUUUCAUUAAAUCUCCAUUUUUGAUUGGUUUAAAUAUUUCCUCAAAUACUGUCCCUUCACUCAUGUUUUAAAAUGUAAUUUCCAUUUAUUUACUAAAUUUUUGCAAUGUGUUUUUUGUGUGUUUUGAUUACCAGCCUUUGUUACAGUAUUUGUUCUAACAAGUUGUAGCAUGUGCAGCUAAUAUUUUUUAUUGAUUUCUUUUUUUAUUUGAUUGAUUUUUGUUUGUUUUAUUGUUGUGUUUCCUUGUUAAAAAUUCAAAGUUAGUUUAUUCAGCUAUUAGCAGAAGUGCCAAAAUAUUUCAAACAUUUAUUUCCAUAUCAGUAUUAGCAGAGCUGGUGAGAGGCUCAAAAUGACUCCCUGAUCAGCCUCAUCGUUAUCUUAUCAUAUUCAACGUUUCUGCAAAAAUGCUCGGAGUCAAGUUUUCCUCUGAAGAAACGGUAGCACACACCCAUGAGCAAAACUUCACUCACCAAAACCUUUCAGAAUAAAAGUGCUGAUGUAGGAUAACACUAACAAAGUCACAUCCUUCUGCAUUAUGCUAAAAGACCCUUGUUUCUUAUGAGAAACUCUUCAGAUCUGAACCCUCCAAUACACCGCAGCCUUACUGGAAUAAGUAGAUUGUCACAUACUCUCCCAAAAUGCUAAACAAAAUCCACGUCAUGGCUUUGAGUAAAAACUGCAUUUUGUUUUUGGUUGUAAAUGCUCAGUUUCUUUGUUCUGUGUUUGUACUCAUUUUUACCCACUUGAUUGACAUUUCUUUAAAAACCCUUGUGUUUACACACUACUAUAUUUCAAGAUGACAUUUCAUAUGACUGUACUGUUGGAGCCAAAUAAACAGUCUUUCAAAUACA